AUGCGCCCCGACGUCCCCUCCGUCGCGACGCCGCCCCGCGCCGCGCCCAUUACCUGCACGGUCAACGCCAACGGCGAGACGAAGCGGCAGCGCACCUCGUACACCCGCUACCAGACGCUGGAGCUGGAGAAGGAGUUCCACUUCAACCGCUACCUGACGCGGCGGCGGCGCAUCGAGAUCGCGCACGCGCUCUGCCUCACCGAGCGCCAGAUCAAGAUCUGGUUCCAGAACCGGCGCAUGAAGUGGAAGAAGGAGCACAAGAUGGCCAGUAUGAGCGUCGUUCCGUACCCGCUGGGCGGGCCGCAGCUGUCCCCGUACGACUACAGCCCCGUGCACCAGCAGUACCCGUACCCGCAGUUCGCGCACCUGGCCACCUAGGGCGCCCGCGGCGCCGCGCCCACCCCGCUGCCCCCGCCGGGCGUCGAACGAGGCCCAUGGGGGAGGUAGCCCCGCGGCGCCGUGCGGCUCGCUACUCCUCGAGACUGAGUUUUCGCCGCGGCACAGCGAGUGCCGGCCGGAAACGCGCAACCCUCCGGGCAGAGAAGGCUUCAAGGGUGGCUCCCGGAGAACUUUGUUUUUUGGAUACCUGAGAAACGCGUCGCAGAAAAUAGCUCUAGAAGGCUUCACCUUGAUCUUACAUUGCGCUUGCGAUUCCCUUACAAUCGAGUGAACUCUGUUACACGGGGACGGUUCUGCCGGACUAUGCACGACUGUCCCUCGAUGAAACUCGAAUAAGUGACAAAGUAUUUCAUUGGUACGUCAACUUCAAAACAUGAUUGAAGUUAAACUUGUGCCCCUAAACAAUGAUAUAACCACAUGGAAAGUCAGUCGCGACCUGAUGGACUCGAGACCCUUUAUAGAAGUUCCUUGUCAAUCGAUGUCGAGGCAUCAGUGAGUGACUUCGUUGUGUAAAAGGAGGUUGUGAGUGUACGAAACAACGAAAAACAAUUCGAAGAAGUUCUCUCUGCUUCGUAUUACCUACCGUCAGGGUUGUGGUGUGUAACAUGGUGAAGGAAACAAGCUCGGCGCCGUCCCACGCUGCCUCUCUGUUCCCGCAAGCGAACACUGUAAAAAUGCGGCCCUGUCGCCCAGUCUUUGAAUUCCGGGUUCGUUUCUUCAGAGGUAUGAUCUGUACUGAAUAAUACGAAAAGAAAUCUUACGCUCUGAAAAAUACUAGGCAGCGUUCGCUGACUGUGCCUCGUUUUCCUAUAAGCGUGCCCGGAUUUGAGAUUAUGGUUUCCUAAAAUACACUUAUGCACGCGUCUGCAAAAUCUUAGUUUCUCACAUAGGUUUUGAAACGGGCUUCAUAUAUCACGCAGGCUGCGAAGUUCCUAAGUGGAAGCAAUACCACUGUCAAGUAAAAUAAAAAAAUAGAGUGAAUUAUAGCACAAUGGUGAAAACAAUUCUGACAUCAAAGCUUCUUAGACAAGAGUUCGUGAUUUCUUUCAUUUGGUGAUAUUUAUUGAAAAUUAAAUAAUUUUUAUUUAAUUUCACGAUUCUCUUUGAUUUUUUCACUUGUUUUCAAUAGGUUUAGGCGCUUGUAACUCCGCAAAUGAACAGUUUUUCACGCGAUUCUCCAUACAUCCUUCACAAUCAGCUAUGUAUUCCUCGCAAAUAGUGACCUCAUUCAUUAUUUCC
Gryllus bimaculatus (two-spotted cricket) is the source of this 1638-nucleotide messenger RNA. The record is from the annotation of a GenBank genome assembly. NCBI's taxonomy places the organism in Eukaryota, Metazoa, Arthropoda, Insecta, Orthoptera, Gryllidae.